AUGACGGAAUCCGUCCGAUCAAUUCACUCCCUCGUGAAGAAUUUCGCCCGCUUCACACCCUCUCGUGCUAUUGCAAACGAGCUAGCAUCUUUAGGCGCGCACGUGUUUGUAUGCUCACGUGGCGAGGCUGACGUGGCAGCUACAGUGGCGGAGCUACAGUCGCAGGGGUGGGCGGCGACGGGGUGGGCGUGCGAUGUCAAGGAGCCGGAGCAGCGGGAGGUGCUUAUAACGAAGGUGUCAGAGGCUUUUGGCGGGAAACUGAACCACCUGAUCAACAACGUGGGCACUAACAUUCGCAAGCCCACAGUGGAGUACUCCCUAUCCGACUUCCACCACGUGUGGGGCACCAAUUUUGAGUCCGCCUACCACCUCUGCCAACUCGCACACCCUCUGCUUAAAGCCGCUGCCAGCGCUGGUGCUACUGAUGGUACAGCCAAGGGCAAUGUGAGCAUUGUGUUCAACUCGUCUGUUGCCGGGGUCGUUGCUAUUCGGUCAGGCACUCUCUACGGCGCCACUAAGGCCGCUAUGAACCAGCUCACCAAGAACCUGGCGUGUGAAUGGGCCAAGGAUGGCAUCCGGGUGAAUGCAGUGGCGCCGUGGUACAUGGCAACAGACCUCGCCAACCAGGUGCUCAAGGACCAGGCGUUCUCUGCUGACGUCAUCAUUCGAACACCCAUGCGCAGGGUGCUCAAGGAUGAGGCGUUCUCUGCUGACUUCAUCAGUCGGACGCCCAUGAGGAGGGUGGGGGAGCCUUGGGAGGCAGCAGCAGCUGUGGUGUUCAUGUGCAUGCCUGCUGCUUCCUAUGUGCUCAAGGAUGAGGCGUUUUCUGCUGAUGACGUCAGCCGAACACCCAUGCGGAGGGUGGGGGAGCCUUGGGAGGCAGCAGCAGCUGUGGCGUUCAUGUGCAUGCCUGCUGCUUCAUACGUGCUCAAGGACGAAGCGUUCUCUGCUGACGUCAUCAGUCGAACACCCAUGAGGAGAGUGGGGGAGCCUCAGGAAGCAGCAGCAGCUGUGGCGUUCAUGUGCCUGCCGGCUGCUUCCUAUGUGUCGGGGCAAGUGCUGGCUGUGGAUGGUGCUUUCACAGUUAAUGGAUUCUAUCCUCGGACUGAUGAUGCAUAG
Molecule: messenger RNA, 1119 nt
Organism: Closterium sp. NIES-65
Lineage: Eukaryota; Viridiplantae; Streptophyta; Zygnematophyceae; Desmidiales; Closteriaceae
Source: the annotation of a GenBank genome assembly